Closterium sp. NIES-65 is the source of this 333-nucleotide messenger RNA. NCBI's taxonomy places the organism in Eukaryota, Viridiplantae, Streptophyta, Zygnematophyceae, Desmidiales, Closteriaceae. The record is from the annotation of a GenBank genome assembly.
AUGUGCUCGUCUUCAGGCAAAGACGCUACCGAUGAUUUCGAGGACAUUGGCCACAGUAAGACUGCCAGAGACAUGCUCGCUCAGUACUACGUCGGUGAGAUUGACGAGUCGACGCUACCAGAGAAGCCGAGUAGAAACGGAAGCAGUGGUGGAGGGAGCCAGGAGGCUCCACCACCACUCCUUCCUCUCCUCCUUCCCCUCCUCCUCCUCCUCCUCCUCCUCCUCCUCCUCCUCCUCCUCCUCCUCCUCCUCCUCCUCCUCCUCCUCCUCCUCCUCCUCCUCCUCCUCCUCCUCCUCCUCCUCCUCCUCCUCCUCCUCCUCCUCCUCGACUAA